Messenger RNA from Linum trigynum, 3252 nucleotides. The record is from the annotation of a GenBank genome assembly. Lineage: Eukaryota; Viridiplantae; Streptophyta; Magnoliopsida; Malpighiales; Linaceae.
CUUCAUUAAAUACUGCAUUGGGUUCACCCUCAAGGAACAACGACCACACAAGCCGAGCAUAAGGGCAUUCCCUUAAACGUGUAUCACUGUUUCCGUCUCACCCCCGCAAAUUGGACAGCCGUCCGAGGGAGCCAAGUGACGUCGAUAAUGUUCUGCAUUAGUAAGGAGUAUUUGGUGAAGUACUAACCAGAAAAAGGUAUGGGUGCGUUGUGGUCCUUCAAUGCGCCAUGCACUCCUCCACUUCGAGUGAUGAUGUGGAUCCUCAUCUCCCCCGCGAAAGAGAUCAUAAUCUAUAUGGAGCGUAAAGCGCCCUGAAUUUGAAAGGCGCCACACCGGGAUGUCGUCUCCUGCAACUUGCGGGGUUGGAUGGAGCUGCACUUGUAGAGCUAUCCAAAACCGAAAACUUAUAAGACACAAAUUGUGUAGUGCUGAAUGACACAAAAAAUAAGGAUACGUGAUUUUCGUGAAAGAUUUUAUAAAAAAAAUUAUGGCAUUAAAUAUUAUACAUUAGAAGUUCAGUCAAUUUGGAUUGUUGACACAAACUAAUGGAUUGAAUCAUAUGUUUUAUAAAUAUAUCAAUAAGAAUUAAGGAAAAAACGAAGUUAUAUUUCGAAAAUAACUUGAUUGAAUCUCAUAAUCACUUCAUCCAUCUUUCUUUCUUUGUUGGAUUUUUGCUUCAAAUAACACUUCAUAUUUUCCAACCUCAUACACAUAUUAAUUUUCUUUCAGGAAUUUUCAUCGAGGCAAUUGACUCACCUAACCGUUAGGAACGGUUCCUCAUCUUAAGCAAAGCAACCACCACCAGUCACCAUUCUCAUUGAGUUAAAUAAGAUAAAAAGAAAUAUAACAUUCUGUGCGAUUUACCGAUUUUACCCCUUAGGCCUCCUGAUUCGCGAACCAUCACGUGUCUAGGUCCUGUAAAUAUGAACCAGAAGCAAUCCCAUUUCCGUAAAGUACCCUUCCCUUUUUUCCUGCCAUUGCAAGUAAUCUUUUUUUCUUGUCCCAGCACGCUUUUCCUACCAAAUUUCUAAUUUUCUUUUGUUCCAUUUUCCACCAGAUUUCUUCACAGAAAAGGAAAAACCAAUUAUCCUUCCCGUUCCGUUGUCUCAUCUCGAUUGCCAUUCCCAUUUGUACUUCCACAACAGAUUGCUCUUCUUCGCCAUUGAGCGAACCAGCCAGAUCCUUCGGGAGGUCCGAUCCUUCUCCGUCUCCGAGCUCUCUGAAUCUCUCUCAAUGGCUCGGUUCCUUCUCUUCCCUCUCCUCCUCGCCCUCCUCUUCUCCAUUUCCUCCGCCGAGAUCCGCUUCUCGGAGGUCCGAUCCGACGACCGCCCGAUCAUCCCCUUCGACGAAUUCGGAUUCACUCACUCCGGCCGCCUCGAGCUCAACGUCUCCAAGAUCCAGCUCUCCGACACCAACCCCGAUCUCGACCUCGCCAAGAUCGGAUUCUUCCUCUGCACCCGGGACACAUGGCUCCACGUCCUCCUGCAGCUCGAGGACGGCGAGAUCACCUGCGCGCUCCAAUCCGACCUCAUCAAGACCGUCUUCACCUUCAAGGACAUCCCCGUCGGGAAGAAGGAGCACAGCGUGGUCUACAAGGAGAACGAGGCCGAUCAAUACACGCUCGUCUUCGCCAAUUGCCUGACCUCGCUCAAGGUCUCCAUGGACGUCCACUCCGCUAUGUACAAUCUCGAGAGAGGCGGCGGCACUCGCGAUUACCUCUCCGCCGGUAGGACGAUCCUGCCUAGGGUUUACUUCCUCUUCUCCUUGGUCUAUUUCGUUCUAUCCGGAAUCUGGAUUUACGUCCUCUACAAGAAGCGCCUCACCGUUUUCAGAAUCCAUUUGUUCAUGCUCGCUGUUGUGAUCAUGAAGGCUCUGAAUCUGCUGUGUGAGGCCGAGGAUAAAUCGUAUAUCAAGAGGACCGGCAGCGCUCACGGAUGGGAUGUGUUGUUCUACAUCUUCAGCUUUUUCAGGGGGAUUACUCUCUUCACUCUGAUCGUCUUGAUUGGAACUGGGUGGUCGUUCUUGAAGCCCUAUUUGCAGGACAAGGAGAAGAAGGUGCUGAUGAUUGUGAUCCCGCUUCAGGUUGUGGCCAAUAUCGCGCAGGUGGUGAUCGACGAAACAGGGCCCUAUGGCCAGGAUUGGAUCACAUGGAAGCAGAUUUUCUUGUUGGUUGAUGUGGUUUGCUGCUGUGCGGUUCUGUUCCCCAUUGUCUGGUCCAUCAAGAAUCUGCGUGAGGCUGCCAGGACCGAUGGAAAAGCUGCAGUGAAUUUGAUGAAGCUGACCCUGUUUAGGCAGUACUACAUUGUUGUGAUCUGUUACAUUUACUUCACCCGUGUGGUGGUUUAUGCGCUGGAGACCAUCACUUCGUAUAAGUAUCUCUGGACCAGCGUGGUGGCGAGUGAAUUGGCCACCCUUGCAUUUUACUUGUACACCGGGUUGAAGUUCAAGCCCGAGGCACAUAACCCUUACUUUGUUAUUGAUGAUGAGGAAGAGGAAGCUGCUGCGGAACAGUUGAAGCUUGAAGAUGAAUUCGAGUUGUAAUUUUGUUGGGUGCGGAAGAUUGUCCUUCCCACUGAGAGAAUUAAGGUAGAAAGAAUUUACAAUCAGCUCUUUCAUUGUCUGUUUUGACCGUUUAAGGGCGUCGUUCAUAUGUGAUUGUUACAUACUGGAUAUGGUGCUUCUUGAUGUAAUUUUUGGAUUCAUGGUUAUUAGGAUAGUUUUUCUUUGUUAUAAUACUUUCUGUUACGUGGAAAAAGUGGCCAUCUUGGAUAGUAUUGCUUUACUCCUGACUUUGCAUAUUCAGUUACUGCUACUUUGAACAAAUUGGGUAGCCUCUCUUUAGUUAUCAAGCCUUGACGAAGGCAAAGAUUCUUAGAUCUGUGAAACUUGAAACUGACUCAGCUAGUGUGCUGCUGGAAUGCUAUACUGAGCUAUCAUAGCAAGUCGAAGGGGGACAAUGUUUCUCAUUUCUUGGGUAGUAAGUUGCUCCAUGAUGGGUUUAGUACAUGCCAUUUACAGUAACGGUCUCUCAAGUUUGAUACAUGUGGGUUGUUCUCUGUCUUGAAGAAGCUACUGUAAGAUGUCAUGUUUUUGCUGCAUAUUUCAUUACAGUUUCUAGGUUGGAAACUUGUGAUAGUAUGUAAACUAUCCCUUGCCUGCUGUCGGAUCUUGGAUUCCCCCUUUUCUGUGUAAGAAAGUGGAGGGAGGGAAGGGACAGUGGACCGACCGUAAUAAUGAAGUUAUCAAUGAGAU